ACUGAGGAUUGGACGACGAGAAGUCAGAGCAGUGCCUCCAACACAGUUGGGUAAAGAUCCGGUGGCCAUCCGUGGGGAGGGGAUGCUGUAGGUAAUCAUGCCAGUAGGGGGUGACAUUGUGUCCAUGUUGGUGCUGAUCUCUUAUCUACUUUUCUUUCUAGCAGCAAAGCGAUGAAUCCUGUUACUGGUGCUCGCAAAGGGUGCUUUUCCAUCAUUGUCAUUCUUAGCUCGUGUGCGCUGCUUGCAUCAGGGAUCUUCUUGCCCAGACUGCAAACUCCAGGCAGUAAGUUUGGGAAGCGUGAUGUCUCCCAGUACCCUGAGUUAGAGAGCAACGUUGACCUCAAGGCUGACCUUGUUCCUUGGGGCUUCCACAUACCUUCCAUCACCCUGCAGGACUGGAGUCUCAAAUGGGUGUCUUCAGAUGUCACAGCCCCACAAGAUGAUGACAACAGCUAUGAAGAGCAGAACAGGAAAUCCCACCUAUGGGGUUCAACAAGAGAGGAAGGUCCAGCUGCCAGGAGCCAAAAGGGAACAGCAGAUUCAGCUGGCUGGGUUCCAGGGUGGCGCGGGAAGCGGAGUAUUGUGGUAGCAGAUGACGCAGCCUUCCGAGAGAAAAGUAAGAUGUUAACCGCAAUGGAGAGACAGAAAUGGCUCAACUCUUAUAUGCAAAAGUUUUUGUGGUAA
Python bivittatus (Burmese python) is the source of this 684-nucleotide messenger RNA. It is a transcript of the gene PTH2, whose product is annotated as parathyroid hormone 2. The record is from RefSeq and is a predicted model, not a curated record. NCBI's taxonomy places the organism in Eukaryota, Metazoa, Chordata, Lepidosauria, Squamata, Pythonidae. Gene Ontology annotation, biological process: neuropeptide signaling pathway. Gene Ontology annotation, cellular component: extracellular region.